CAGGUUAUGACAUGUACACGUGUGUGUGUGGGUGUGUCGCUCAGGAUGUUGCUGCUCCUUGUUUCCAUAGUAACGGCGUGGUCAUCACACCUGCAGCAGCUCUCAGACAGAAAUAGAACCUCACAGAACGUGUCAUGGCCGACGCUCGCUCACAGACCACAGCUGUGCACGCGCUCGCCAACAUCACCGCCAACGCCACCGCGACCUCUGCGGCGGCUCAGGUCGCCACGGUGAUCAACUGGCUGACCUUCAGUGUCGGGCUGCCCGCCAUCGCCAUGGCUAUUUACGCCCUGAAGAAAGUGUCCUCAGGAGGAAAUAAAAUUCCCAUCCAUGUCAUUUUCCUCCUGGUCUCUGACAUCAUCAGUUUCUUGGGUCGUCCACGCGGAGACCAGGAUGUGGACCAGGACGUGGACCAGGACGUGGACAGCGGCACCGUCGUCUCCUCCAGCUCCACCGACUUCAUCUUCAACUUUGGAGUCAUCUCUAACAUCACCCUGAUGUCCUUCAUAGCCCAGAAGCUUCACGUCUCCGUGGUCUACCCUCAGUGUCUCGGCUGCUGCGCCAGCGUCCGCCGCUCCCCCGUGGUCGCCUUGGCGGCGUGGGCGGCGCCACUGGGCGUCCUGGCUCUGGCGGUGCUGGAGUACGAUUUCUGGUUUGCCGUGGCUCUGCUCGUCCCGUUCCCCUUCCUCCUCUUCUUCACCGUGGACUCCUGGCGAGCCCUGACCUGCUCCACGUCCAACCGCCCAACACCGGCGCGCAGGAGGACGGUGUUGGGGAUCGGUGCAAUCUGGGCCAACUACACCGUCCUGUACGGUCCCUUCAUCCUCAGCGUCCUGCUGCGGGCUCUGUCCUUCAAGGACGCGGUGUGUUACCUGGAGCUGGUGUCUCACCUGCUGCUCUACCUCAGUCCUCUGGUCGACCCGUUCAUCUACAUCUUCAUGACCAAAGGCUUCAAAGAGGUUCUGCAGGCUCUGCCCUGCUGCCAAAGACCGGACCAGCAGGAGGACACGAGGACGACUAUCAACACUGUCGCUGAGACUGUGGACACUGUGACCAGGUUUUGAAAAGGACACAUCUAUAAGUCCAGUUGAAACCAUGUGUUGACUCUUGUCUCAGGUACUGAGACUUCAUAAAUGGAGAAUGUUUCUGUCCCCAAGAAAAGAUCUAGCAGAAGACACAGAGACACCAGGGACACGAGGAAAAACUGAUUUUUAACCAGAGUCUGUGACUCUACGCCUGCGUAAUUCUACGAUGUAGGAAAUGCAUUUUUACUUAUUUAUUUGAAAGUUAGUCAAACAUUCCCAACAGGAAACCAGAAUUUUUUAACCACUCACUCUCCCACACCAAAGUCCAUAGAGAAAAUCAGUGAUUUUAACUUCACACACACAGGAGUUGUUGAUCCACUGCUGCCUCCAUCACUGAGUUCAAAUGUCUGAUUUUGUCACUUCGGCAUUUGAAAAUCUUUUGUUCAGAUUGACCUCAGUGACACAAAGUGACCACACAAGGCAGCAGAGGACCAGCAUCUCCUGUGUCCCUGUGAGCUAAAAUCACUGAUUUUCUCUAUUGACUUUGGUGUGGGAGAGUGAGUGGUUUAAAAACAUCUUUGUUAACUGGCUGAACUUUUUUUUUUGGUCUUAAUUAUGACUUUAAAUCCACUGAAAUCCUUUUAAAUGAAUGACAGAUUUUCAUUAGACUGAUUUUGAACGACAUUUGGAAGACAUACUAUACUAUGACUUUUUUGUCUCAUUUUGGUCGACAUACUAUACUCUGACUUUUGUCGUUUUUAGUCAGGCUUCCUUCUUCUUACGAACAAUAGGUGAUGAGUUGAUGAUGUAGAAAGAACC
Solea solea (common sole) is the source of this 1844-nucleotide messenger RNA. RefSeq lists its product as uncharacterized. Gene Ontology annotation, cellular component: membrane. NCBI's taxonomy places the organism in Eukaryota, Metazoa, Chordata, Actinopteri, Pleuronectiformes, Soleidae. The coding region runs from base 135 to 1064 and encodes 309 amino acids. The transcript has 2 exons. Gene Ontology annotation, molecular function: G protein-coupled receptor activity. The record is from RefSeq and is a predicted model, not a curated record. Gene Ontology annotation, biological process: positive regulation of Rho protein signal transduction; phospholipase C-activating G protein-coupled receptor signaling pathway.